GCUUACGCGAGUAAGAUUCACACUCCCACUUUGGACCAAAAUCGACGACCAAUGGCGACGGAAACGCCACCGAUACACCCCUUCAUCACACCGUUCUCGUAUCUACUGGGAACAUGGAGAGGACAAGGAGAAGGUGAAUAUCCAACGAUACCUUCCUUCCGCUACGGAGAAGAGAUCCGCUUCUCACAUUCCGGCAAGCCGGUAAUAGCUUACACGCAGAAGACAUGGAAGUUAGAAACAGGAGAUCCGAUGCACGCGGAGAGCGGUUACUUUCGUCCGAAGCCAGACGGUUCCAUUGAAGUCGUUAUAGCUCAGAGCACUGGUCUCGUUGAGGUCCAGAAAGGAGCUUACAACGUUGAUAAGCAAACGAUUACACUCAAGAGUGAGCUUGUCGGAAACGCAUCCAAGGUGAAGGAAACAAGCAGAGCAUUUGAAUUGGUUGAUGGAAAGCUAUCCUAUGUUGUUCAUAUGAGUACAACCACACAGCAUCUUCAACCUCAUCUCAAAGCCACUCUUGAGAAGGUUUGAAAGUUUGAAACCUCUGAGUUUCUCACCGCUUGCUGCUGAUUUUGCAUUUGAUUCUCUUUUGUGAGAUUUCUUAUUACAUCACUGAAGCUGACAAUUUGAGAGCUUAAUGGGCCUUUCUGAAUAGCAAAAGGCCUCUUUAUCAGGUCGAAAGUAAUUUGAAUCCAUUUAGUGACUCUACCUUCUGAUCGCAAUAGUCAAGAAUGGAGAUUACUUAACAUAAUCUUCAGUUCAUUAAAAAGC
Messenger RNA from Eruca vesicaria subsp. sativa (arugula), 768 nucleotides. NCBI's taxonomy places the organism in Eukaryota, Viridiplantae, Streptophyta, Magnoliopsida, Brassicales, Brassicaceae. The record is from the annotation of a GenBank genome assembly.